UAUAUUACCAUCGGGUUCGUGUUGGAGUGAUUCAGUGAGAAGAAGAAAAACUGAACAAUUUUAGGGUUAGCUUUCUGAUCCAAAUCCUUCUUUUUUACGCUCAGAAGCUGCAACCUUUCUUUAAAAUGAGCUUGUCUCUCAUACAAGGCUACUCUUCUGCCGAAGAAGAUGAUCACCCCCACCUCCAUCAUUCUUCUUCCGACGACGACGACGCCGCCCACCACGAUGCCGUCGCUGCCGAACCCUCAGCGGCGUCCCACCCAUCACUGGGCGACCGAUCCAUCUUCGACCGCCCCCAACCUUCCUCCGCUUGCGGUCUUCCUUCUGCAUUCGAUGCAUUCUCCGAAGUUGCAGGGCCGCCCCAAUUUCUGAACAACAGCGUGGAGGACUAUAAUCCGGCGAAAGAUGCUGAGCCGCAACAAGGGAGGCAUGGCAGCAGGAGGAAUCGUAGGGAUAAAAAGGAUUUACCAACAGGUGUGGUGGUAGAGGCAAAGCCUCAAUUGGUUGGGAUCCAUGAACGAGUAAGAAGUGACAAUGGUAGUCAACCACCGGCAUCAGCCCCAUCAAGCACCCCAGAAGGAGGCAAGCGGAUGCCAACGGCAACCAAUCCCAAUGCUGAAGAUGCUGCGGAUCUUUUGAGAAUGUGCUUGCAGUGUGGGAUUCCAAAGACUUACUCCAGCACGCGGGGAAUGGUGUGCCCCGUAUGUGGCGAUCGCCCUCCAAAGGAUCCCAGCAUAGAGAGCAAGAAGAAAGGAUCAACUGUCAAAGAUAAGGAGAAAUCCAAAAGGAUGAAGGGGCAGUCAUCUCAUGCAACCUGGAAAAGUGAAACAGAGAUGCAGCUAAGGCAACAUUUUGAUUAGGCAGUGUUUGCGGAAUUUUACUUUGUAGGUUACCCUGAUUGGUGUAAGCUGAAUGGUUUAAGACUGCUUGAUAAAACGGGAACUUUUGUUGUCAAGAAUGUCAACAACACAAGUACAAGUUGUACGAUAUUGUAUUAGUAAUUGAAGCUAGGUCUCUUGGUUAAAAAUUUUUUUUGUCGCUUUAAAAUCCAACUUAAUUAUGAUUACGAGAUAUCGCUCAUUAGGAACACAUUGAUCUAAGUGGGUGAAAUAAUUAACAAGGGUUCCCCCCUCUUCUUUUAUCUGCCUGUGUCUGCAUGACUGCAAGGUGGAAUUGCUACCGCUCCAAGGUGGGGGUGUACCACUUAUUAAUGUUUUGCGGGCGUUUUUCCACUUUGUCUAGUUAGAGUUUGUGGGGUCUGUGUCCGGCAUGUUGUUUUAAUUAUAGGACAACUAAAUUGAGGACCUACAGUUAAAGCUUUGUGGUGUUAGUUUACUUUUUUUUCCUAGAUUGGGCAAUGGUACGUAGAAGUUUUGAAGAAGGGAACCUCACAUUACAGUUAUACAGCGGAAAAAGAACCUUGAGAGGAGUUCUAGACAGAUCAAAGAUUGACGAGAUGACUUGGUUUUUUUAGA
This is a messenger RNA of Arachis stenosperma, 1475 nucleotides long. RefSeq lists its product as uncharacterized. The transcript is spliced from 4 exons. Lineage: Eukaryota; Viridiplantae; Streptophyta; Magnoliopsida; Fabales; Fabaceae. The record is from RefSeq and is a predicted model, not a curated record. The coding region runs from base 126 to 860 and encodes 244 amino acids.